This is a messenger RNA of Micropterus dolomieu (smallmouth bass), 3023 nucleotides long. RefSeq names its product claudin domain-containing protein 1-like. Lineage: Eukaryota; Metazoa; Chordata; Actinopteri; Centrarchiformes; Centrarchidae. The transcript is spliced from 4 exons. Gene Ontology annotation, cellular component: membrane. The coding region runs from base 473 to 1231 and encodes 252 amino acids. The record is from RefSeq and is a predicted model, not a curated record.
AGUGUGUUUACAACUCAUAUCAUCCUGAGUGUACACGGCAUUAUCCUGCACGCCAAAACAGACCCAAGCAAUUUGCAGGCUCGUGCUGCCUGACCCAUAAUACAUCCCUGUUGUACUUUCUUAGUGAGGACUAGGAGUUAUUAUCUCGGACUAACUGUGUGAGACCGUUAUCUUCCGCAGCGUCGGGCCACCCACCAUCUGUGGAAGUGGGACAAGGGAACAGAUGGCGCAUCCAAGUCGGCCUGCAGGGCUGCUGACGCUGACUGUUAGGACAGCACUGGAGACGAGUAUGAGUGAUUAAAAUAAAAGGCAGUCGGUGGUAAUUGCACAGUGUAUUUUGCAGAUUUAACGAUGCCAGAGUGACUUGUAUAAGAGUGACAGAAAGCAUCGUAGUUUGACCAAAUUGAUGCGCGACGACUCGACCAGUGGCAUCAACUUAAUCCCUUUUGACGUAUCUCCGGGUCGGUGAACAAUGGUUGACAACCGCUACGCUACAGCUCUGGUCAUCGCCUGUGUGUUGAGCAUACUGGCCACAGUGUAUCUGUCAGUGGCCAUCGGGACUCAGCACUGGUACCAGUACAGCAGCCCCACCGUGCGCGGGGAGGCUAACGUAUCAGAGCUGCGCUCCCUGUAUGAGGAGUUCAUGGAUGGGGAGUUUGAUGAGAAAACCUACAGCGACACCCUCUUCCGCCUUAACGGGACUGUGGGCCUCUGGUGGCGGUGUGUGCUCGUUCCUGCCAACGGUCUCUGGUACAAAGAGCCAGAUUCCAAGAUGAUGCUAGAGUGUCGAAGCUUCACUCUACCUCAGCAGUUCACUCCCAAGUAUACAGAACCGGGAAACCACAACAGUGGAGAGGACAUGCUGCGCACCUACUUGUGGAGGUGCCAGUUUCUGCUGCCACUGGUGUCCCUGGGUCUGGUUGUGUUGGCAGGCCUGACUGGGUUCUGUGCCUGCCUCUGCCAAAGCCUCACCCCUACUCUGGGCAUAGGAGUACUUCACCUGCUGGCUGGUCUCUGCACCUUAGCCACAGUAUGCUGCUACCUGGCCGGCAUGGACCUGCUCCACAGGGUGUCAAUGCUACCUGAUAAGGUGGAUGGCUCUCUGGGCUGGUCCCUCUACUUGGCCCUCAUUUCCUCACCACUUCACAUGAUGGCUGCCGCGCUGCUGGUGUGGGCCGCACGCAGCCACAGUCAGAACUACUACCGCAUGACCGCCUACCGGGUGGCAUAGCUCUGGAUCUGCCCUGUUUAAAUUCAUACACCACUCUGACACCAAGAUACAUUUUAUAAUGAUCUCAGAGGAAUGGGAUAUGGGUUAAUCUGUGUGUUUUGGCCUCUGAUGGAUUAACGUGCAUGCUCUCUAUAGUAAUGACCCUUUAUGCUGCAUUAAAAGAUUUUAUUUUUCUCUCUCUAGGUCAAGGUUCGGCAAAUAAGUAUGGCGUCGGGCCAAAUUUUUUUCAGGCUGUUACAUGGCGGGCCAGAACAUAGUCAAAUUAUUUCAAAUGUGUAUGUUUAGCUCACUCGGUAGGAGCGGGACUUAUGCAGUAAAAUCAUUAGUUUGACAUACAGGUUUUAAACAAGUCCCCAGAUAGUCGUAAAAUGCACAUCACAUUUUUAAACAUUGGGAUUUCUGAAAACUGAAAAAAAGAAAUUAACCAAAUUGUAAUAAACAGGAAUUGCUGUUAAAGUAUAUAAAAAUGUUAGAAACAGAGAAGAUACUCAAAAUGUUUUUUAAUCAAAAUGUGGACACUUUGGGAUUUUUCUUGGAAAUCAAAAAACAAAAGCAGAUGUGUUUAAAUCUUCUGACUAAUGGAUGUCCAUCGGCACACAUCUUAUAUUAUUUCCUGCUUAAUAUAGAUAUUAUUACAAACAGUAUAUAUACUAUACUAAGUAUGUGGUAUGGUAUUGGGACACACCUUUUUCUUUUAUUGGUUUGUUUUUGUCUGGUUGACAUUUUCAGUCUCACACACCCAAAUUCACCCAUUUGGGUGUGGUGACAAUUCCUCUUUGUUGGACUUACAAAUAUGCCCAGCAGUACUGAACAUACCCUGAGUAUCGUGGCAAGACAAAACCUUUUAGGUAACCGUAAGGUAUUUAUGGAAAAGACAAACAGAGGAUUGCUGUUGCAUAAUUAGUUAUUUACUUCUGCUGCUUCAUAGUCGAGGAAUGUGGACGUCAAUGAAGAGUACAGUGAGAUAGACCGUGUUUGUGAAUGGUUUUCAUUUCUAUUUCCAAGCACAUUUUUUUUAAUAUUUUGACUGAUAGAGGCUUUUGCAGAAAAGAUUCUUUUUUUCUAUAUAGUAGUGGUUUUUCAUCAUUUUGUGUUGUUGCCCUUACAUGCUCAUAUAAAAUCCUUUCCAUAUCCUUUUAUGAAUUCAGUUGUGUUGUUUAUAUUUAUUUAAUUUGUAUUGGUUACUUAAUUUUUAGUUAGAUAGUUAUCACCAUUUCAAUUCAACAGGAUUUAAGGGAAAGUGUGUUUCCCUGAUAGGCAUUAUGAAUGUAAUUUCAAGGCCAUAGUGUGAUAAGCUACAGUAUUCAUUUGCACUUAAAAUAUUGUUGAACAUAUCCAGAAUAUUCCUGUAGUGGUCAGUAAUGAAUUUAAAUUUUUUGAUGAUGCAAAUGUCCCAAAAAUAAGACAUUCAGAAAAAAACACCAUUAUUACCCUAAAAGCCAUGCAAUAUGUCUCCAGAAAUAUAUAAAUUACGACCAGUCACACGGUUUCAUAAAACUACAGAAUGUCUGUAAAAUGAUGCACUGUGUGUUGUCAAAAAGGUCUGGUGAUAAAUCAGAUUAUGUUGCAAAUUCAGCCUUUUAAUUUAUCUCUGAAUCAACUGUAGCGUAAAUAUAAAAGCAAAUGUCAUUGUAUGACUGUGCUUUUGUGAAUCUACAGUGAAUGUGUUGUUCAUUCUCCUGUUGUGAGCUGAAACAGUAAAUAAUUGUUCACUUAAAUAUUGUGUAUGAGUGUAAGCAAGCAAAUGUGGGUUCCAAGCAACUGCUGUCAUUUCAAUAAAUCAAUGAAGAAA